Molecule: messenger RNA, 3670 nt
Organism: Leucoraja erinaceus (little skate)
Lineage: Eukaryota; Metazoa; Chordata; Chondrichthyes; Rajiformes; Rajidae
Product: transient receptor potential cation channel subfamily V member 6-like
Exons: 16
Coding region: 161-2113 (650 amino acids)
Biological process (GO): calcium ion import across plasma membrane
Cellular component (GO): membrane
Molecular function (GO): calcium channel activity; protein binding
Source: RefSeq, a predicted model, not a curated record
UGAUUGUUUUGAAAACAAUUAGACAGAUAAAAGCCCUCCUUCAAGCAUUGAUUCAGGAGUCAUUCACACUGGACUGUAAGAUCUUAUGCAAGCAUGAUCAAGCAUAGUACCUAAGAAUCAACAAGGGCCAAAGUUGCUCAAAGUCUUCAAAGAAAUCCAUAUGUAUAUCACAGUGAACAUGAACGAUACAGCAAGACAUGGCAGUGAGUUUUUUAAAGCAGCUCACAUAAAUGACACCGUCAGCAUGAAGUCCUUGCUAACGAGUAAAGACUUUGAUCCUGCGAUUAGAGGGAACUUGGAAGAAACGAUAUUACACACUGCAUUGUUAAAUGGCAAUAAGGAAAUUGCUGAGUUCAUUCUGGAUAUGAUGCCCUCACUGAUCAAUGAACCGAUGACUUCUGACAUGUACAGAGGUGAAACACCCAUGCACAUCGCGGUUCUGAAACAAGAUGUGGAAAUGGUGAAGGAGCUGUUGAAACGAGGCGCCGAUGUGAUGAAUGCACGAGCAACCGGUUCCUGUUUUGUCCCUGGAGAGGAAUGUCAGUGUUACUAUGGUGAAUACCUGCUGUCUUUCGCGGCCUGUAUUGGCAACGAGGAGAUUGUCCGAACUCUUAUUAAACACUGCGCUCCUCUAGAGGCACGGGACACCUUAGGUAACACAGUGCUUCACGUGCUGGUCCUACAACCAGAGAAAGAGCAGGCGUAUUCCAUGUACGAUCUCAUCACGUCUCUCGUGUCCGAGAAGCAUCAUCAGUUUGUCGAGAACAUUGUGAACAAUGAUGGCUACACUCCGCUGAAGCUCGCAGCGGCCGAGGGUGACUUUGCGAUGUUCAACUAUUUGGUACAAAAGCAGAAGAAAAUAUAUUGGACCAUGGGAACCAUCUCUUACUGUGUUUACGACCUCACCAACAUUGAUACGUGGGGUGAUCAAAAAUCAGUUCUGGACAUCAUAACCACAAGCAGGAAUAGUGAGGUUCGCAAACUUGUUGACGCUAAACCAGUUAAGGAGCUGUUGCAUCAAAAGUGGAAUUCAUUUGGCUACAAGUAUUUUCUCAUCUGGAUGUUUUCUUACAUUAUAUACAUCAUUAUAUUCACCGUCUCCAGCUUAUAUCGGCCGCUGAAGCCCAUUCCGCCAGGGUUAUCUGACAACCUUACUAUUAGGACACAGAAGACGUUGGCCGAAUCCUAUCAGACAAAAGAAGACUUCUUGAGACUUGUCGGUGAAUUAACUACCAUCAUUGGAGCAUUGGUAAUACUGAUCAGUGAGAUCCCUUAUCUGUAUAGGAUUGGUCCAAGGAAUUAUUUAGGGAAUACUUCAAUAGGAGGGCCUUUUCCAUUACUCUUGGUCUGUUAUUCCCUUCUGAUUGCCGUGGCAGUAAUCAUGAGGAUUCUCGGCAACGUUGAGGAAGCUGUUCCUAUUUCCCUGGCUCUGAUCAUCGGCUGGUGCAACACCAUCUAUUUUGCCCGUGGAUUUAAGAUGCUUGGGCAAUUUUCCAUUAUGAUCCAAAAGAUCAUUUUUGGUGAUUUUAUGCAAUGGUGCUGUCUGGUGCUCAUCUGCAUCACGGGAUUCACCUCCGCUUUUUAUAUUAUGUUUCAGACUCUGGAUUUGAGGAAUUAUCCAUACUUCAGGGACUUUUCCAUGACCAUGUACACCACAGUUGAGUUGAUGAUGGGCCUGAUAGACCUCCCAGUUCCGUAUGACAAGCCAACUCCCAGUAUCAUAUAUGUUGGCUAUGUCUUGUACAUGAUCUUUGUCUAUCUUCUGCUCUUAAACCUGUUGAUCGCAAUGAUGGACGAUACAUACUGGAGAAUUGCGUAUGAAAGGGAGGAACUGUGGAAAGUGCAAAUCGCGGCUACGAUCCUGCUUCUAGAGCGAAGGGUGCCAGUGUUUCUAAAAAUCCGAUCAGGAGUGCCUGGAAGAUCCUUGGGCUUUGAGGAUAACAAGUGGUACAUUGGGGUUGAGGAAAUUCUGAGUGAAACAGUGGGGACGAAGGUGCAGGUGCCAGCGUUAGAUGCACAGAAGUAUUCGCAUCACCUGGGUUGGGAUGCAAUUCGGAAAAAUCUGGCAAAAAUCAUAAGCAUGAGAGAUUCAUCAGAGUCCACGACAUUUUAGCAGCGUUUGUGUUACAUGGAUCACUACUGAUGAGCCCAAAAUAUCUUUAUCGGUUUUGUUCCCUGCACUAUGGAAUAUGUUUCGAAUGUUUAGAGGUGCAGCAAUGGGAAUAGAGCCUUCGGCACGCCGUGACCACGCCGACCAUCGAUCUCCCGUUCGCACUAGCUCCGUGUUAUCCCGCUAUCUCGUCCACUCCUUAUGCACUUGGCCUAUGAACCUACAAACCUGCACGUCUUUGGGGUGUGGGAGGAAACCGGAGCACCCGGAGGAGACCCACGUGGUCACGGAGAAAAUACAAACUCCGUACAGACAAUACCCGAGGUCAGGAUCAAACCUGGGUCUCCGGCGGUGUAAACGGGGUGGUGCAGCGGUAGAGUUGCUGCUACACAACGCCAGAGAGCCUGGUUUGACCAUGACUGUGGGUGCUGUCUGUGGGGGAUCAAUUUUCAGUUUCUUGUCUGUAACCACUUACUAAAAUCCACAUGUUUGCCUUCCGGUUUGUAGCACUCUUCACGUCCACCCAUUGUUUGCUUUUGAAAUGAACUGUUGUGGAGAUAUGUGUGGGAAGGGGCUACAGAUGCAGACUGCAGAGGUCUGAAGAAGGGUCUCGACCCGAAACGUCACCCAUUCCUUCCAUCCAGAGAUGCUGCCUGUCCGUCCGUUGCAGAGAUCUAUUCUGUAGAGGAAAAGAUAGACACAAAGUGUUGGAGUAACUCACCGGGUACACCAGCAUCUGCAGUUCUUUGUUUCUACGCUAUACAAAUUCUCACGUUCACAGGUUAUAGGAGUAGAAUGAGGCCAUUCGGCCCAUCCAGUCUACUCCGCCAUUCAAUCAUAGCCCAUCUCUGCCUCCUAAUCCCAUUCUCCAGCCUUCCCCCCAUAACCCUCGGCAGAAUCUACCUAUCUCUGCCUUAAAAAUAUCCACAGACAUUUUGAGCUGACAUUUUACAGCUGCAGAACUGAAGAAGUGUUGCGAUCCAAAACGUCCCCUAUCUAUGUUCUCCAGAGAUGCUGUCUGACCUGCAGAGUUACUCCAGCACUCCAGACUAUUUUUCAGAUGCCCCUCAAUUAUAGGUGGCUUCUCUCAACCCUCCCGUUAACAAAUUUGACCCGUGUUUGCUGCCCAAUUAGCUCUGAUGAGAUGAUGAAGGACUCAACUUCAGUUUGUGUUUUAUAAGGUAAAUUGCCAGUCUGUUUAAUAGGCUCUAGAAGAGGGGUCUGAAGAAGGAUCUCGGCCCGAAACGUCACCCAUUCCUUCUCUCCAGAGAUGCUGCCUGUCCCGCUGAGUUACUCCAGUAUUUUGUGUCUAUAAUAGGUUCAAGAGUUGUCUGUAAUAGUUCAAUGGUGCUUUAUUGUCACAUCUGCAAAAUGCAGUGAAAUUAUUUUUCGAGUCACCAGGACAUUGGACUUUGGACUUUGUCUCCAAAACUGAAAUGCUACAAUGCUGAGAACUAUGCUUAGAAUAACGAAAGGCUUGGAUAGAGUGGAUGUGGAAAAUGUUUUCAAAAUUCACUCUGUAUCACUUUGCAUUUAUUUAAAAAUUAAAAAAAAUACACU